Messenger RNA from Hyaena hyaena (striped hyena), 4981 nucleotides. RefSeq names its product SRC kinase signaling inhibitor 1 (gene SRCIN1). NCBI's taxonomy places the organism in Eukaryota, Metazoa, Chordata, Mammalia, Carnivora, Hyaenidae. Gene Ontology annotation, biological process: regulation of dendritic spine morphogenesis. The transcript has 23 exons. The record is from RefSeq and is a predicted model, not a curated record. Bases 1 to 4578 code for a protein of 1525 amino acids. Gene Ontology annotation, cellular component: actin cytoskeleton; postsynaptic density; cytoplasm.
AUGGAAGAGGUGGACAUGGGGGAGCAGCCACUGGAGAGGCCCCUGAGGAUCGGGAUACCCUGGCAGUGCCUCCGGCGCUUUGCCCUGGCCUGGUGGGAGAGGACAGCCGAGGGCAGCGCGCGAUCUCCCAGGGAGGAGGCCGGACCGAGGGACCCCGGGGGCCGAGGGGAGCCAGAUCCGGAGCGGAGCAGCCCCCCCAUGCUGUCUGCUGAUGAUGCGGAGUACCCGCGGGAGUACCGGACCCUGGGGGGCGGGGGCGGCGCGGGCGGCGGGGGCCGGCGCUUCUCCAACGUGGGGCUGGUGCACACGUCGGAGCGGAGGCACACGGUGAUCGCCGCCCAGAGCCUGGAGGCGCUCAGCGGGCUACAGAAGGCGGAUGCGGACCGCAAGCGCGAUGCGUUCAUGGACCACCUGAAGAACAAGUACCCCCAGCACGCCCUGGCCCUGCGCGGUCAGCAGGACAGGAUGCGAGAGCAGGUUGGCGGCUGGACCGUGGACCCCGUGUGCCUCCUCAGCUCCCUCUGCUCCCACCUCCAUGGCGACUCCGCCCCCUCCGGGGCUGGCCAGCCGGCCCAGCAGCCAAACUACUGGAGUUUCAAGACUCGCAGCUCACGCCACACUCAGGGAGCCCAGCCCGGGCUGGCAGACCAGGCAGCCAAGCUGUCGUACGCCUCGGCUGAGUCGCUGGAGACCAUGUCGGAGGCGGAGCUGCCCCUGGGCUUCAGUAGGAUGAACCGCUUCCGCCAGAGCCUGCCCCUCUCCCGCUCUGCCAGCCAGGCCAAGCUGCGCUCGCCAGGGGUGCUGUUCCUGCAGUUCGGGGAGGAGACUCGGCGCGUGCACAUCACGCACGAGGUCAGCAGCCUGGACACGCUGCACGCGCUCAUCGCGCACAUGUUCCCGCAGAAGCUCACCAUGGGCAUGCUUAAGUCGCCCAACACCGCCAUCCUCAUCAAAGACGAAGCUCGCAACGUCUUCUACGAGCUGGAGGACGUCCGGGACAUCCAGGACCGAAGUAUUAUCAAGAUCUAUAGGAAGGAGCCACUUUAUGCAGCUUUUCCUGGCUCACACCUUACCAACGGGGACCUCCGGAGGGAGAUGGUGUAUGCCUCGAGGGAGUCGUCGCCCACACGGCGUCUCAACAACCUGUCGCCGGCACCACACCUGGCGUCCAGCUCUCCGCCGCCGGGGCUGCCGUCGGGGCUGCCGUCAGGGUUGCCAUCGGGGCUGCCGUCCGGGCUGCAGUCGGGCUCGCCGUCGCGCUCGCGCCUCUCCUAUGCCGGGGGGCGCCCGCCCUCCUACGCUGGCAGCCCGGUGCACCACGCGGCCGAGCGGCUGGGGGGCGCCCCCGCCGCCCAGGGCGUCAGCCCCAGCCCCAGCGCCAUCCUGGAGCGGCGCGACGUGAAGCCAGAUGAGGACCUGGCGGGCAAGGCGGGCGGCAUGGUGCUGGUGAAGGGCGAGGGCCUCUAUGCCGACCCCUAUGGGUUGCUCCACGAGGGCCGCCUGAGCCUGGCCGCGGCAGCCGGCGACCCGUUCGCCUACCCGGGCGCCAGCGGCCUCUACAAGCGCGGCUCUGUGCGCUCGCUCAGCACCUAUUCGGCCGCCGCGCUGCAGUCCGACCUGGAGGACUCGCUGUACAAGGCGGCGGGCGGUGGCCCGCUCUACGGCGACGGCUAUGGCUUCCGCCUGCCGCCCUCAUCGCCCCAGAAGCUGGCCGACGUGGCGGCGCCCCCCGGAGGCCCCCAGCCGCCGCACAGUCCCUACUCGGGGCCGCCCAGCCGCGGCUCACCGGUGCGCCAGUCUUUCCGCAAAGACUCGGGCUCCUCGUCGGUCUUCGCAGAGAGCCCCGGAGGCAAGACCCGCAGCGCCGGGGGCUCCUCGACGGCCGGAGCCCCGCCUCCCGAGCUCUUCCCCGGGCCUGGGGAGCGCCCGCUCGUUGGGUUUGGGCCGCCGGUGCCAGCCAAGGACACGGAGACCAGGGAGCGCAUGGAGGCCAUGGAGAAGCAGAUUGCCAGCCUCACAGGCCUGGUACAGAGUGCCCUACUGCGAGGCUCGGAGCCUGACACCCCCAGCGAGAAGAUUGAAGGCUCCAAUGGAGCAGGGACCCCUUCAGCACCCUGUGGGUCAGGGAGCCGGAGCAGUGGGGCCACCCCAGUGUCCGGCCCUCCCCCGCCCUCGGCCAGCAGCACUCCUGCGGGGCAGCCCACUUCCAUCAGCCGUUUGCAGAUGCAGCUGCACCUGCGUGGCCUGCAGAACAGCACCAGUGACCUGCGCAGCCAACUUCAGCAACUGCGAAAGCUCCAGCUACAGAACCUGGAGUCGCUGCGCGCGCUGCUGAAAGGCACAGAGGCGGAGCUGAGCAUGCGCGUGUCGGAGGCUGCGCGAAGGCAGGAGGACCCGCUGCAGCGGCAGCGCACCCUGGUGGAGGAGGAGCGGCUGCGCUAUCUCAACGACGAGGAGCUCAUUACCCAGCAGCUUAAUGACCUGGAGAAGUCAGUGGAGAAGAUCCAACGGGAUGUGUCCCACAACCACCGGCUGGUGCCCGGGCCGGAGCUGGAGGAGAAGGCGCUGGUGCUGAAGCAGCUUGGGGAGACGCUGACUGAGCUCAAGGCUCACUUCCCAGGCCUGCAGAGCAAGAUGCGGGUAGUGCUGCGAGUGGAAGUGGAGGCUGUGAAGUUCCUGAAGGAGGAGCCACAGCGUCUAGACGGGCUACUCAAGCGCUGCCGUGGGGUCACAGACAUGCUGGCCCAGAUCCGAAGGCAAGUGGACGAGGGCGUGUGGCCACCCCCCAACAACCUCCUGAAUCAGUCCCCCAAGAAGGUGACGGCCGAGACGGACUUCAACAAGAGCUUGGACUUCGAAAUGCCGCCCCCCAGUCCUCCACUGAACCUCCAUGAGCUGAGUGGGCCGGCUGAGGGGGCCCCUCCUACUCCUAAGAGCAACCCCACCAAAGGCCUGGACGCUACUGGGAAGAGAAGCGUGGACAAGGCUGUGUCUGUCGAGGCUGCCGAGCGGGACUGGGAAGAGAAGCGGGCAGCCCUGACCCAGUACAGUGCCAAGGACAUCAACCGGCUGCUGGAGGAGACCCAGGCAGAGCUGCUGAAGGCCAUCCCUGACCUGGACUGUGCGAGCAAGGCCCACCCGGGCCUGGCCCCCACCCCUGACCACAAGCCCCCGAAGGCGCCCCACGGCCAGAAGGCAGCCCCCCGGACGGAGCCCAGUGGAAGAAGAGGCUCAGAUGAGCUGACGGUGCCUCGAUACCGCACAGAGAAGCCCUCCAAGUCGCCCCCACCACCCCCUCCCCGCCGGAGCUUCCCUUCCUCCCAUGGCCUGACCACCACGCGCACCGGGGAGGUUGUGGUCACCAGCAAGAAGGACUCAGCCUUCAUCAAGAAGGCCGAGUCCGAGGAGCUGGAGGUGCAAAAGCCCCAAGUGAAGCUGCGCCGGACUGUGUCCGAGGUGGCCCGCCCGGCCUCCACGCCGCCCAUCAUGGCCUCUGCCAUCAAGGAUGAGGAUGAUGAGGACCGCAUCAUUGCUGAGCUAGAGGUGUUUGAGAGAAGCUCAGUGUCUUCCCUCCCCCCCACACCCCGCCGCCAGCCGAUCCCCACCUUGCUGGCACCCCAGGACCUGGGGCCCCCUGGGGGCUCAGCCCAGGGCCCCACAUGGAAGGUUGCCCCAAGCCCCAGGGCUUUCUGCGUCCCCCAGAUCAUCUUGACGGAGUGUACCCCCAACGCUCCUUCCCCACCAGAGGCCAGACCUGAGGAACCUGAUCAUAGGACAACCCCCACCCCGCGACCCCGGACCCUGGCUGGCAGUGGGAGGGGCUGGGAUGGCGCCCAGGCCCUGCCACAGGUAGUGGCCAAGGCUUCCCAGCUCAGGAACAGCGUGGUGCCUGAGAAGGACGGGGCAGCUCAGCAGAGACUGGGGACAGGGAGCUGCAUCACAGAGGGCGGAGCCAGGCUCCCCUGUUCCUGGGGACCAGCCCCUAACAGGACUCAGGAGCCUUCCGCUGCUGACAGCCACCCAGAGGAGACCCCCAAGGACAUGGGACAGGAUGCACAACCCGGCGGUGGGGUGCCCAGGGGCCAGCCCACUGCUGGUCUGGGCUGCACAGUGAGAGGCGCCACCACCCAGCGGAUGGACAGCCUGGAGGAGACACUCCGGGAGCUGGAAGCCACUCUGAGCCAGAUGGGCACAGCCCUCGCCACGGAGCCCCCUGGCAGCCCCCCACCCCUGCCAGUGGGUCCCCAGAGUGGCGGUGGCAGCGUGCCACCCAUGAAGGUGGUGACUCCAGGGGCCUCUCGGCUGAAGGCAGUCCAGGGCCAGGCGGGCAGCCCCGACAAAGGCAAGCACGGCAAGCAGAGGGCGGAGUACAUGAGGAUCCAGGCCCAGCAGCAGGGCACCCAGCUCCUCUCUCCUGCCCCCUUGUCACCUCUGCGGCCUCUACACCGUCUCCUCCAUUCAGUCGCCAGCCCACUCGACCUUCCCUCCAGCCACAUCCCAGGGCUGUGUCUCCAGUGGCCUCCAGACUUGCUUUUCCCACCAUGCCCUACUCCCCUCUCUGCAGCAUGUGCGGUAUAGACCCUGCCCCCCAACAUACGUGCACGCACGCACGCACACACAGAUACACACACGGGGGAGCUGUGUGGAGACCUCCAUUCCUUGCUGUUGUCUCCUCCCUUGUCAGCCCUCACCCUGACCCUCCUGACUCCUUUCGGGGUGUGUCCCCUCUGCCUCUUCACUUCGCUGGGUCACACUUCCUCCUGGGCCUCUGAGCUCUUCAUACCACACACACCUCUCCGGCGGCACCAGUACCCUCUGGCCCUGCCCGGAGUCUGUUCUGAGCCCAAGCCUGCCCCUCAGAAAAUGUCACCCGCCACCCCCCAAGGGUGGCAUCCACCCACUCUGAGAGUCUCCUCUUUCCUUCCUCACCACCUGCUGUCCACGGUUCUCUCCCCACUGGGGCCUCGACCCUGGCCAUACU